UAACACGCACACACUGUCUCGAACUCUCUUGAGGAAACGAUUUCAAGUGAAGGUCUUCUUGCGCUGCGGGGCAAGAUUUCACAGCGGCCGUCAAAAGGCAAGGCUCCAAACGAGUUGAUAAAGUCUCUCUCCCUCUCUCUCUCCCUAAAACAGGGAUCCAAAACCUAAAUUCUAGACUUUGGAGUUUCGGAAUUGUUCAGGUUUGGAUUUUCGUUCUUUCGAGAGAGAAGUUUACAAUGGCAGCAACAGCUACAUACCCACCUCCACCACCAUACUACAGGCUCUACAAGGAUUACAUUGAAAACCCUAAGUCGGCUCCAGAACCACCUCCUCCUAUUGAAGGCACCUACGUCCUCUUUGGAGCCAACUACACUACUGAUGAUCUUCUUCCAAGCUUAGAAGAACAGGGAGUUCGUCAAUUAUAUCCGAAAGGACCAAAUAUUGAUUUCAAGAACGAACUGAGGUCACUUAACAGAGAAUUGCAGCUUAAUAUUUUGGAGCUUGCUGAUGUUCUUGUAGAGCGACCAUCACAAUAUGCAAGAAGAGUGGAAGACAUAUCUCUUAUUUUCAAGAAUAUACAUCACCUUCUAAAUUCAUUGCGGCCCCACCAGGCCAGAGCAACACUGAUCCACAUACUAGAACUUCAGAUACAACGCCGUAAACAAGCCGUGGAGGAUAUUAAGAGGAGGAGAGAAGAAGCACAGAGAUUCCUCAAGGAGGCACUUGAAACCUUAGAUGGGCACUAGAAUGGAGCAGUGUGCUUAUAUCAAAAUUGUUGGUUACUCUUUAUGGUAGUCUUUGGAGCUGGCAAACCUGGAGAUUUUUUUGUUGGAUAAGAGCUGUGAUAACCUUCUCAAAGGGCUUUGGAUUAGUGCUGAGACCUUCUGUAUAUUAUGUAUCUAUCCAUGUGUAAUUUUGGCAGACUGAUACCAGAAAUGGUGCAUGAAGGUUACCUUACCUAUUAAGUAUGUGGGAAAUCUUGAUUCAAUCAAUUACUUGAAAUUUCUUAUUGAUCUUA
This is a messenger RNA of Cornus florida, 1018 nucleotides long. RefSeq names its product mediator of RNA polymerase II transcription subunit 7a. The coding region runs from base 237 to 746 and encodes 169 amino acids. NCBI's taxonomy places the organism in Eukaryota, Viridiplantae, Streptophyta, Magnoliopsida, Cornales, Cornaceae. Gene Ontology annotation, biological process: regulation of transcription by RNA polymerase II. Gene Ontology annotation, cellular component: core mediator complex; mediator complex. The record is from RefSeq and is a predicted model, not a curated record. Gene Ontology annotation, molecular function: transcription coregulator activity. The transcript has 6 exons.